CUUAUUUCCAAUGCCAUGGGAAUAAGCGUUGAUUCUUAACCACGAUGUCUGUGCCGGAGGUUUGCACCCUGGCCAAACUCGUUUCCCCCUCUGCUCCCUGGCGUCCCCCGCCUAGAACCCUCACCGAUUCCAACAAUCCCAUGCCAGUAAGUGACUUGGUCCGGCCCGGUUUGCUUCGAGUAAGCGGUGUUGCUGUUGUACUUCGUCGAAGACGCACGUUUGGUUUCGUCGAUUGUAAGCAUUAAAGGCCGCGCGUGCAAGGAUGUGAUGUGUCUAGGAAGGUCGUCGAAAAAUGCCGUUCGUCCAGCGGGUCAUAGCCCCGAAGCAUCUGAGCCGGAUUACCCUCCACGAUGAACAGGGGCGGCCCCGGGUGCGCGAUGACGAACUGGAGGCCGUAACAAAUUUCACCCUCUGCAACGCCCUUAGACAGCUUUCGUCUGUCCUCUCCGUGGCUCAGGACAUUUUCGACACCCUCAAUAACGAACUUCACCGUGUCUCCCAGAGGACUUUCAAUAUAAAAAAAAGGAUACAGACUCUUCAGGACAACGUCGACAACUUCGAUCCCAAAUCAGUUACAGUCCCCGAGAGCGAUUUGACGGAGUUUUGGUCGAUCAAAAACCACUUCGAAAUAAGGCAGGAAUGCGAGACCGAACUGUUCACCAGGUCAUCGAGACCCGUCUGCGUCCAGCAGCUUUACGAAGCCGCAGCAAGCCCGCCCAAAGUCCCCAUGAAGGCAGGCAGUGUCUACAACGUGACCCCGACCCUAGGACACAAAAAGAAACACAUACUCAAUGACAUCGAAACACGAAAGCCUGCACUUAUCAAUGGAUUGAGAAAAUGGACUUCUUCAGAGGCGCUCGGUAGUGUGACUGUUGAUCCAGACUGCACGCUUAAAGUCAUUGAUAAGGAGAUGGACGUCACUGACCACACGCUACCAUCGCCUGAGGAGCAGUUUCAAGCAGUUGCGCUCAAGUUCCCGCCUGAAAUCGUAACUGUCGACAUUACGGGUAAAAGUUUCGAAAGGAUGUCCAGCAUAAGAAGGUCUCUCGUGGCAGGAGACGACACCGUGAAGAGAAGGACGAAAGGAAAACGCCCGAGGGGAAAGAGAAGAAACACGAUCGCUGGCACGGAUUGCAAAGAACUAGAAGCUAUCGUCGGAACGUCUACUGAAACUAUGCUGGUUAAAUCCAUUAUCGACGGGGCCGCCUUCGAGAAGAAGUCCCAUCUGGAGAGCCUCAAAGAAUGGGGGAAGUCGAGACUGAGACAAAUAAGGAACUCUGAGCCUGCUGUCAAGCUGAGGGGCGCGUCCAUUUCAGGAAGGAGGAAAUGGGACAAAGAAGAAAACCCGCAUUCGUCUAGCGGGAACUGGAGCGCCUCCAGCGAGUCGGGACAUUCUACCGCCACAUCUCAUAUCCCAAGGUCGAGUAUAAGUAGUGGAAGUGUUUGUCCUAAGCAUAAAAGGCCUCCGAUGGUGUCGACGUCUUCUUCUAUUACGAGCGAAAGUACGACGUUAACCCCUGACGACGGUGAAACGUGUUCAAUGUAUUCAUGCGACACUGAGGGGUACUACACGUCCUUCCAUUUGGACUCGGGGUUGAAAACGUUAAGGGAAGAGGAGCCAAGUACGCCGAUUCACUGUACAUCCGCGCUUUCCGUGAACAGCCAGAACGCUUCAACACUCACUGCAGAAAGUGAGUACGAACUUUUUGGAAAAGGGUCAACGUCGACGACGGCCAGUUCAGCCGGAACAGUCUGCACGACCCUCCUCGUCCCUUCGCCCCCCGUCGUCCCGGAAAGGAUAAACAGUCAACUUUCCGGAAACAAGACACUCCCUGAAAGAACGAACAAGUCGUAUUUAGACCCUAGAGAGACACAGAGCCUCAAACUUAACAAGAAGCCUGAGAUGAAGAUGCUGACUUUCCAGGAGAUCAAACAGAUAAACGAGUCCACGUCCAACCUGACCAAAGAGAAUCUGUCUAAGCACGACAUCAACGACGAGAGGAACUGCAUCAUCACAGUCGACGUACACCACGAACACAGAAAGACACCCGAAAAGUGCGGUGAUUCACCCGAUUCCGGUCAUAAUACUUGCAGCUCGCCAGUCGAUUCUAUCGCCAGUCCUUCUUUGGAUUUAGAAAUGUCCGAAUGCUCGGAUCUAGAAGGAAUUGACAGGGUGGAAAGGAUAAGGGAAAAGACGACUAUCAACACUUCGAGGAUACCGUCGAUGUGCGUCAUAACUCCUCCACAGAGUGACGACGAAGUCAGCCUGAACCAAUACAGGAACAUAGAUUCCGGUGAAUACGUGACCAUCGCGGAAGUGAGAGGUGUGCCCGGUUCUCCAGUCAAAUUCAACACAAUAUCAACAGUUUUGAAAAGAGAGACGGAGUACGUCUCGUUGAACGACAUACCCAAGACGGACUGCUUGACAGAACCAAGACGGACAGGGGCUAGAGUCACGUUGAACGCAGAAGGAAAAGUCGUCUUCUCUUCAGAUAGUUUGAAAAGAAGAAAAGCUCUCCAUACGACUAGUACCUUCGAACCCGGGCCUUACGUUUCAACGACUAGCAACGCGAGUCCAGUACCUCAGCGGAACUUCAACGUUCGACCCAUAAACACGUCGAGCCAAUUGUUUGCAAACAGAAAGACGGUAAUUCCGUCUCCGGUCCAGAAGACGUCGACCAUCGAGACCAAAGAGUCAAAUAUUCCAAAUAAACUCCCGUCGGGACCUUUAUCACCGCAGAGCCAGAAGAAGCUGAGCGCUCAGAAGCAGCAGUUUUUCCCCCAGAGCCCUGUGCAGAACAUCCCUUCCAAACCGCUCUCUCCGCUCGUUUCUCCCACGCACAACAGGUCGAUCACCACCGUUGCGAGAGCGGCUUCGCCGAGGAUGAUAGUCCGGGCCGGAGCAAGAUCCGGGAGCCCGCAUCAGUCGCGAGGGGCGUACGUCAACAUCAACCAAACCGGCCAGGACAACCUUCUGAAGCGCAGCGACAGCUACAAGCAAGCAAACGACCAAGUCUUCAACCCCAACGUCCUAGGAAGAAAACAGUACGGGCCUGGCGUCGUAGCCGGGCCUAGUCUCAUUUCGGCUAUUCAAGCGGUCCGCAAUAACAAAGCUGGAGACAAGUCGUCGAACGAAGAAACUGAAAUUAAAUGGAAUAAGAACGAUUCGAUCAGCAGCGGUCAGUCGACGUGGCCGAGGUCGACAUCGACUCCGACGAAAUCCCCGGGCCAUUCGUCCGACCUGGAUUUCACGACGAAUCCCUCUCCGAUCCGAAAGAACUCACCGCCGAAAUCGAGCAGGUCGGCCAUGGACCUGUUCGCUGUAAUCCACGAGUCCAAAAAGAGAAUUCAAAGUCUGACAAAGUCCGAAAACAAGCCCGUCUGGCCCAAGGUAAUCCCCGCGAAAAACUUGGUCCAGCCAACUCCUCUGGAGAAGAACAUUUUAAAGAACAUGCCUCAGCCGAUGCCGCCGCUCCAGCAGCUGCGAUACAUCAGGCAGAAUAACAUGUCAGGUGGGUUCGGCUCCCUGCCCAGGCUCCAGGUCCAGAAGUUGGAAGAAUCACCGAGGAAUUUACAGAGAAAGACCUACAACAGACCCACUCUAGUUCCUUCUUCGCCGCCACCUGACUCGGAAAGGCCAUCACUAGCUAUCGACCGGCUGGGCCCGCCGCAGCCUACUUCGCGGAGGGACUUCAAGAAGCUCCUCCUGCAGAAGGGUUGGGGCCACAUCGCCUCGCCGGUCGGCAAGGAGUCGGCCGUCCAACGGCUUAAAAACCGCACCCCGACGGUUAAGCCCAUCGACCACAACGUUCUCUCGUCCACGAUACCGGAAGAUCGCAGUGACGAAGACGAACAGACACUGGCCGAAGCCGUCGAAAACCUCAAAUCAUCCCAAUUGGUACAGGCGCAACACAAGCUCAUGAACAAAACAAACUCCACUCUCGAAACUGCUUUAUAAAAUAAAAAAAUAUAAUAAAAUUCCAGCCUUUUGACUUUUUCGAAUUGAUAACAUUUUACGUUAUUCAUGUUAAUCAAGGCUUCUAAAAUCAGUCAGACCAUUCAAGCCAUUUUUUUUUCUCUUAGUAAUUACUCUUUUCUUUUUAUAACGUUAAAGUUUUGAAUAUGGCAAAGCAACCAGCAUUUUGUACAGUGUAAAUACUCAAAUAUAUAAUAUAUAAGCAAUAUAGGAAUGUUAAAAAUUGUUAUUGCUGAAUGUUAUCUUGCCAUAUCAAUUUUGAAAAGCUACAUUCCACAAGGAAAAUGUAUUAUAUUACCAAUUAUUUAUUUAUUUCUUUAAUAUUUAUUACAUAUAUUUUAGAAACCUGAUGCAA
This is a messenger RNA of Cimex lectularius (bed bug), 4331 nucleotides long. RefSeq lists its product as uncharacterized. Gene Ontology annotation, biological process: cell differentiation. The record is from RefSeq and is a predicted model, not a curated record. The coding region runs from base 293 to 3958 and encodes 1221 amino acids. The transcript is spliced from 7 exons. NCBI's taxonomy places the organism in Eukaryota, Metazoa, Arthropoda, Insecta, Hemiptera, Cimicidae.